AUGGUGGACUUAAGGAACGGGAGCACAGUGACAGAGUUUAUCCUUGUGGGUUUUGAGCAGAGCUCCUCUUCUACUCGGGCAUUGCUCUUCGCCCUCUUCCUAGCCCUCUACAGCCUUGCCAUGGCCAUGAAUGGCCUCAUCAUCUUCAUCACCUGGACAGACCCCAGACUCAACAGCCCCAUGUACUUCUUCCUUGGCCACCUGUCCUUCCUGGAUGUCUGCUUCAUCACCACCACCAUCCCACAGAUGCUAAUCCACCUGGUGGUCAGGAACCACACUGUCUCCUUUGACUCAUGCUUGACCCAGAUGUAAAUGGUAUUAAGUGUAGGUGUGGCAGAGUGCAUCCUCUUGGCUUUCAUGGCCUAUGACCGUUAUGUUGCUAUCUGCCACCCACUCAGCUAUGGACAGAUCAUGAGCCGGCAGGUCUGUGUGAGGCUAGUGAGUUCAGCCUGGUUCUUUGGGCUGAUCAAUGGUAUUCUGCUUGACUACAUGACAUUUCGUGGUCCAUUCUGUAGAGACAACCACAUAGAAAACUUCUUCUGUGAGGCCCCCAUAGUGAUUGCCCUCUCUUGUGGAGACCCCCAGUUCAGUCUGAGAACGAUCUUUGCCGAUGCCAUCGUGGUGCUGCUCAGUCCCAUGGUGCUCAUCGUCACCUCCUAUGCCCGCAUCCUGGCCUCCAUCCUUGGCAGAGCCUCCUCCUCAGGUCGGGGGAAGACCUUCUCCACUUGUGCCUCCCAUCUGACUGUGGUCAUCUUUUUCUAUACCUCAGCCAUGUUCUCUUACAUGAACCCUCGCAGCACACAUGGCCCUGACAAAGACAAGCCUUUCUCCCUCCUCUACACCAUCAUCACCCCCAUGUGCAAUCCCAUCAUCUAUAGUUUUCGAAACAAGGAAAUGAAGGGGGCCAUGAUGAGGGCCCUUGGGAGGACCAGCCUGUCCCAGGCAGAAUCUGUCUAG
This is a messenger RNA of Hyaena hyaena (striped hyena), 957 nucleotides long. Its product is annotated as olfactory receptor 10AD1-like. Gene Ontology annotation, cellular component: membrane. Gene Ontology annotation, molecular function: olfactory receptor activity; G protein-coupled receptor activity. The record is from RefSeq and is a predicted model, not a curated record. The transcript has a single exon. NCBI's taxonomy places the organism in Eukaryota, Metazoa, Chordata, Mammalia, Carnivora, Hyaenidae. Gene Ontology annotation, biological process: G protein-coupled receptor signaling pathway.